CCCUCUCUCCUCCACCCACACAUCCACCCACCAUCAUGCCCGCCCCCUCCACCACCCUCCUCAUCGAGGGUUCCUUCUCCGAGCUCGCCGACGAGUUCGCCCAGUACAUCGACGCCCUCCGCAAGCCCGAAGGCACCGCCAGUCUCCAGGCCGACCUUGCCCCGCUGCUGCAGCCCCUCCGCGAGCAGGAACAGUCCGACGCCCAACCCGAUGGCAAGCAGCGCGAUGAGGUUCUGAAGAAGCUGGUCUCCGCGGCCGCCGUCCUGAACGGUGCCCCCGAGAAGGAGAUCAUCUCCGCCUACAACCUCCUCGUGCACCUCGUUCACCAUGCCUCCGACCCGGACAUGUUCCUCUCCCGCAUCUGCGCCUACCUCGCCAAGCCCAUCACCUCCUCUCCUCACCGCUACCACGUUCUCCUGGCGACCGUCGCCGUCAUCCGCCAGACCAGCUCUUCCGUCGCCUUCGACGCCCUCAAGCCCCAGCUGACCGCCCAGCUGCCCGGCUGGCUCGCCGCCUGGGAGUUGGACGACGAGGACGCUCAGCGCCUGCACCUCGCCAUCGCCGAUGCCGCCACGGCCUCCGGAGACGCCGAGCUGGCCCAGACCCAUGUCAUCCAGGCCCUGCAGACCAUCCCCGCCGCCAACGCCAGCAACCCCGAGUCCCGCGAGCUGGCCCUACGCGCCCUGACGUCCGCCCUCACCAACCCCACCGUCUUCGACUUCACCCCGCUGACCGCCUCCGACGCCGUUCAGGCCCUGCGCUCCAGCGACAGCACUCUCUUUGAGCUGCUCGAGAUCUUCACCGCCGACACCCUCGACGCCUACGAGGCUUUCGUGGCGGCCAGCCCGCUGGCCAGCAUCUCCGGUGGUGUGCUGGCCGACGCCGGCGACGCCCUGCAGAACAAGCUGCGCCUCCUCACUCUGGCUUCGUUGGCCGCCUCCACCCCAUCCCGCUCGCUGCCCUACGCCACGAUCGCCACGGCCCUGCGCGUGCCGGCCACCGACGUUGAGAAGUGGGUCAUCGACACCAUCCGCGCCGGUCUGGUCGAGGGCAAGCUGUCGCAGCUGCGCUCGGAGUUCCUCGUGCACCGGGCUACCUACCGCGUCUUCGGCGAGAAGCAGUGGGCGGAAGUGCAGGGUCGCCUGAUGGUGUGGCGCCGCAGCCUCGAGCGGGUGCUGGGUGUCGUUCGCAGCGAGCGCGAGCGCUUCGUGCGCGAGGGGCUGCAGGCGGCCCAGGCGGCCGAGGAGGCUGCCCAGGGCAAGGGUAACGACCGUAACAAGGGUGGCGACCGUCGCCGCCACGGCAACAACCAGCAGCAAGCGACUCCGGCGGCGCCCGUCAGCGCUCCGGUGGAGGCCGUGGCUGCGGAGUAAUGGCCUACCCGCACCCAGAAGUUAGUGAGUAGGAGAACGCGCGAGAGAUAGAGGUGGAUUGAAGUGAUGAAUGUACACAGAGAGCAUUACCUUGGGCGAUGACAAAAAAGUUUCUGUGUCUGGCUGGGAUGAGGUGUUACUUCUUUGUUUCUGUUGUGUUGUGCCUGUUAUUUUUUUUCUCCUUCUAUUUCUUAUGUCAUCUGGAUUGUUCACCGGCACAUUACGGUUUCAUCAUGGUAGCUAUUGGUUUCUAGACAGGUUCGCCGUGAGAGGAGGACCUGACAAAUGACACGAGUUAUGCAUUUA
Messenger RNA from Aspergillus heteromorphus CBS 117.55, 1679 nucleotides. RefSeq names its product PCI domain protein. The coding region runs from base 36 to 1373 and encodes 445 amino acids. NCBI's taxonomy places the organism in Eukaryota, Fungi, Ascomycota, Eurotiomycetes, Eurotiales, Aspergillaceae. The transcript is spliced from 3 exons. Gene Ontology annotation, cellular component: eukaryotic translation initiation factor 3 complex; cytoplasm. The record is from RefSeq and is a predicted model, not a curated record. Gene Ontology annotation, molecular function: translation initiation factor activity. Gene Ontology annotation, biological process: cytoplasmic translational initiation.